AUGUCUUCUUACAAGACAAUUCUCCCCGAUCCUGUUCUGUUCCAAGCCUUCACCCCGAGAAUCUUCAACAUCAGGGCAGUUGGCCAGCUGAACGGGGAUCUGAACACCUUGGAUGCCGAGUACAACAAGUUGUCGGACCAUGUGGCGAAAGGCGAAAGGGAUCAGCAUAGCCAGGAGUGCACACGAGUUGCGCAGAAUGAAGCCAAGAUUCGGACUGCGAAGAAGCAUUUCCAGAAGAAUGCCAAGAAGGUCGCAUCGGAAAAUCUGCAAAGCGCUUUGCAGCAAAAGUGGGCGAUGGCCAGCUGUGUCAGCCAGAUUUUGACGGCGAAGGCAGUGGCAGAAGACUUGGGCAGUGAGAGGGCUGCCCGCAGUGGUGUCAAAAGUUGGGCCAAAUGUGGCCUGACGAACUCUGAGAGGGAUGUUCAGCAAACUAUAAAGCGACAGAAAAGCAAGUUAGACAUUCCAGUUUCCAUGGCGACAUGUGACGGAGUUCAGAUCCCUUGGAUUUCCCCAGAGUCCUGGCUUCAGUUUAUCGUUGACAAAGGACUAUGGCCUGUAAUGUCUGGACGGGAUCGGUUUGACCAUGCUGGGGCCCGAUGCAACUGGAUGGAGUUUUGGCGACAGUACCGCAAAAUCUAUCCAACUUUUCAGCUCUUUGACAUGGCGGACAACAACCCAGAGAUCGACCUCAGUCGCACUGCUGGCUUUCUCAUUCAUGGUGAUGAAGGCAGGACCUUGAAACGAAAUGGAUUGAUGGUAACUUCACUGCAGUCUGCCCUAGGAAAGGGAUAUGAUGAGAAGCGGGUUGCGAAGCAUGGUGGUGCUCCUGCUCUUCAAGUGAACUUUGCAGGGCAUUCUUUCACAACGCGACAUGUGGUGAGCUGCAUUCCAAAAACAUGCUACGAGACGCAGCCAGAGGUGUUCCAUUCCGCCCUGGAUCAUGUUGCAAAGUCAUGCUCCAAGAUCCUUCUUGAAGGGUACAAGGACCAGGCAACAGGUGAGACCUUCAGAGUUGCGAUUAUUGGAGUUAAGGGAGAUGCCCCUUACUUGCAGAAAGUUGCACAUUUCUACAGGUCUUACAACACGGUAGCAAAACGUGGAGAGGAGCGUGGCCCGCCCAAGGGCUGUUGUCCUUACUGUUUGGCUGGGACCCGUUUGUGUGCUGCUGAAGAGAUUGCAAGUGACAGGCCAAAGUGGCUCGAAACGGUGGCAGUCAAGCUGCCUUGGGUGAGGGAACCCUCCCUUAUCCACCAUUUGCCGCAUGAUCCUGCCGAUCCAGCAAGCUUCUUCAAGUCUGACAUCUGGCAUGUGGUGCAUCUUGGCUUUGGCCGCUCCUGGGUAGCCAGUGUGAUUCAGCUCUGCCUUGCAUACUUGCCUUGUGCGAACCUGGAGGAGAAGUGGGAACAUUUGACUUCAGAAUAUCUUGGCUGGUGCCGCCGCAACCACAAGCAAGCCCAUGUCAGUCGCAUUACCGCUUACAUGAUGAGCUAUGGUGAUGCCAGUGGUGCGAUGGGAUGUUGGCAUAAAGGUGGCCUCACAUCCAACCUGAUGCUGUGGCUUGUGGACCUCCUUGGGAAGAUCCCAGCUGACCCUGACGGUCAUCUUGUUCAAUGUCGAGCUGCCACUUACCGCUUGAAUUCCAUGUUCGCAUUGCUGUACAAAGCCGGAGUUUUUUUGAACGAGCAGGAGUGCAAAUUUGUCUCUGACCAGGGGUUAGAAUUUCUCAAAGUGUAUUCACGGAUGGCUCUGAUUAGUUUUCGCGCCAGUCAGCAAUGGCGUUUUCCUUUGUAUACAAAGCUCCACAUCUUCCACCAUUUAAUGGUGGAGGUGCGGCAGUCGGGAUUGCAGGUAAAAAUUGCCUGCAACCCCACUUUAUGGGGUUGCCAGCUCGAUGAAGACACGGUGGGCCGGGCCUCACGGCUAAGCCGCCGUGUCAACAUCCGUUUAGUUGCUGCUAGGUCAUUGGACCGGGUUCUUGUGUCAGCAUACACAGCCUAUGUGAAAGCGGGGCUGUUGACUUAG
This is a messenger RNA of Cladocopium goreaui, 2022 nucleotides long. NCBI's taxonomy places the organism in Eukaryota, Dinophyceae, Suessiales, Symbiodiniaceae. The record is from the annotation of a GenBank genome assembly.